ACUAUCUAUAUAUCUCCAACCCCUUGCUGGCUCUUAUGGGCAUGAAACACUCUUCCCGCUGCCUGCUCCUAAGGAGGAAAAUGGCGGAGAACGCUGCCGAGAACACCGAGGUCAGCAGUGCACCCUCCCAACCUCCUCAGCCUGUUGUGGUACCCAAGCCUGCACAGUGUGUUCACCAUGUAUCCACCCAGCCCAGCUGCCCUGGACGAGGAAAGAUGUCUAAACUGCUGAACCCGGAAGAGAUGACCUCAAGGGAUUACUACUUUGAUUCCUAUGCUCACUUUGGGAUUCAUGAGGAAAUGCUGAAGGAUGAAGUACGCACGCUCACCUACAGAAACUCCAUGUACCACAAUAAGCACGUGUUUAAGGACAAGGUGGUGCUGGACGUUGGGAGUGGCACGGGCAUCCUUUCUAUGUUUGCUGCUAAAGCAGGGGCCAAGAAGGUUUAUGGGAUCGAAUGCUCCAGUAUUUCUGACUACUCAGAGAAAAUUAUCAAGGCCAACCACUUGGACAACAGGUGGGAGAACGUGUACGGCUUUGACAUGACCUGUAUCCGGGACGUCGCCAUGAGAGAACCCCUGGUGGACAUUGUCGACCCAAAGCAAGUGGUGACCAAUGCCUGUUUAAUAAAGGAGGUAGACAUUUACACUGUGAAGACUGAAGAGCUCUCAUUCACAUCCGCAUUCUGCCUCCAGAUUCAGCGCAACGAUUACAUCCACGCCCUGGUUACCUAUUUUAAUAUUGAAUUUACCAAGUGCCACAAGAAAAUGGGAUUUUCCACAGCCCCUGAUGCUCCCUACACCCACUGGAAGCAGACAGUUUUCUACUUAGAAGAUUAUCUCACUGUCAGGAGGGGCGAGGAGAUUUACGGGACCAUUUCCAUGAAACCAAAUGCAAAAAAUGUGCGGGACCUUGAUUUCACAGUGGACUUGGACUUUAAAGGACAGCUGUGUGAAACAUCUGUAUCUAAUGACUACAAAAUGCGUUAGCACACAAAGGAAUUUGCAGAAAGCAAAAACAACAAAAAAAAAGAA
Messenger RNA from Trichosurus vulpecula (common brushtail), 1034 nucleotides. RefSeq names its product protein arginine methyltransferase 8 (gene PRMT8). Gene Ontology annotation, biological process: peptidyl-arginine methylation. NCBI's taxonomy places the organism in Eukaryota, Metazoa, Chordata, Mammalia, Diprotodontia, Phalangeridae. Gene Ontology annotation, molecular function: protein-arginine N-methyltransferase activity. The transcript is spliced from 8 exons. The coding region runs from base 36 to 989 and encodes 317 amino acids. The record is from RefSeq and is a predicted model, not a curated record. Gene Ontology annotation, cellular component: plasma membrane.